Medicago truncatula (barrel medic) is the source of this 2315-nucleotide messenger RNA. Its product is annotated as malonate--CoA ligase. The transcript is spliced from 17 exons. Gene Ontology annotation, biological process: fatty acid metabolic process. The coding region runs from base 240 to 2039 and encodes 599 amino acids. The record is from RefSeq and is a predicted model, not a curated record. NCBI's taxonomy places the organism in Eukaryota, Viridiplantae, Streptophyta, Magnoliopsida, Fabales, Fabaceae. Gene Ontology annotation, molecular function: medium-chain fatty acid-CoA ligase activity.
GCGUAUCGUGCCUUACGACGUUGAAUCCAAUACCAACUGUGACAUCUAACAAACUCUUCUCAUGUUCCAUGAGUUAGGAAAAACACAUACAUACACAAACUCAAACGCUUACGUUGUUGUUGUUGUUGUUGGUGUUGUUUCACAAGAAAUUUUUUCCACCUACUUCACCGCAAAUUGCAGUUUUUUAUAGUUACCAUCAUCAAUUCAUCAUCAUAAAUUUGGCAGUCAGAGUCACCUAAAUGACUUCUUCAUUUAAGACCCUCAACAAACAAUUCCCUCUUCUACCUCCUUUCCAUCACCCUCAUAAAUUUCCUCAUCACCAUUCUUCUUCUUCUUCUUCUAUUAAUUACUCUUACACCCCCAUCUUCUCUUCCUCUCAAUUUCGUUCAUCAUCUUGCUCAACAUCUCAAUCUACAACAUAUAUGGAGGUCUUCAAAGCAAUUGCUAAGCAAGAAGCUGCAGCUCAUGGUAGUGUUGCUAUCAGAGCUGAUCAGCAGAGUUAUAGUUACAAGCAGCUCAUCUCGUCGGCACAGAAGAUAUCUAAUCUUUUGUGUGGAAAUGAUGUGAAGGGAAAUCUUGGUGGAGCUCGGAUAGGAAUAGUAGCCAAACCGUCUGCCGAAUUUGUUGCUGGAGUACUUGCUACUUGGUUUAGUGGAGGUGUUGCUGUUCCACUUGCACUCAGCUAUCCAGAAGUAGAGCUCCUCUAUGUGAUGAAUAAUUCGGAUGUUUCUGCAAUACUGAGUACUGAAGAUCAUAGUGAACUAAUGCAAAGCAUUGCCAAUAAAACCUCAUCGCAAUUUUUCCACAUCCCGCCCGUUCCUAAUAAUUCCUCAGAGAAGAGCAGAAAUGGACAUUCAAAAAAUGGGGAAAUUGAUGCAGACAGUAUUUUCCCGGAAAACAUUGAAAGAUCAAGUGAAGAUCCGGCACUGAUUUUAUACACUAGCGGGACAACAGGUAAACCUAAGGGAGUUGUUCAUACACACAGAAGCAUCCUUGCUCAGGUCCAAACAUUGACAAAAGCAUGGGGGUACACAUCUGCUGAUCAGUUUUUGCACUGUCUACCACUACAUCAUGUCCAUGGGAUUUUCAAUGGUUUACUGGCCCCUCUCUACGCAGGUUCCACGGUUGAGUUUUUGCCGAAGUUUAGUGUCAGUGGAAUUUGGAAGAGAUGGCGUGAGUCAUAUCCAACUGAAGGAUCUAAAGCUGAUGGUGCUAUAACCGUAUUCACUGGAGUUCCAACUAUGUACACCCGGUUAAUACAAGGUUAUCGUGCCAUGGAUCCUGAGCUACAAGCGACUUCAGCAUCUGGCGCAAGGAACUUGCGUCUAAUGAUGUGUGGAUCCUCUGCACUUCCUCAACCUGUUAUGCAAGAAUGGGAAUCCAUCACCGGACAUCGCUUAUUGGAGCGAUAUGGCAUGACUGAAUUUGUCAUGGCGUUGUCAAAUCCAUUGAACGGCGAGCGUAAAGCAGGCACCGUUGGCAAACCAUUUCCCGGUGUGCAGGUCAAGAUUCUUGCAGAUGAGGAGCAUGAGGGUGAAGAAACUGGAGCUGGUGAGCUUUGCGUUAAAAGCCCUUCAUUGUUUAAAGAAUAUUGGAAACUUCCUGAGGUAACGAAGGAAUCAUUUACAGACGAUGGAUUCUUUAAGACUGGAGAUGCAGUUACUACGGAUAAAGAUGGAUAUUUCAUCAUUUUAGGACGUACUAACGCAGAUAUCAUCAAGAGCGGUGGCUAUAAGCUUUCUGCAUUAGAAAUUGAAUCAGUAAUAUUAGAGCAUCCAACUGUCUCAGAAUGUUGCGUUUUGGGCUUACCGGACAAAGACUACGGAGAAAUUGUUUGUGCGAUUAUCGUGCCAAAGGAGAAGCAAGAUAAAGAGUCAAAACCUCCUCUAAGCCUUGAAGAAUUAUCCAACUGGGCCAAGAAUAAACUUGCACCUUACAAGAUACCAACUCAACUAAUCGUGUGGGAGACGCUCCCUCGCAAUGCAAUGGGGAAGGUUAAUAAAAAAGAGCUGAAGAAGCUGGUGCCUUCAGAACAGUAAAUACCAUUAGAACAUUAUUUACUGGCCAAAGCCAAUUCUUUGAAACCAGUUAUAAUAUGGUGAAAAUCUUAUAUGACAUUUGUAGUAAUUAUUUAGAUAAAAUAGAAGCCUUUUAUUCUGGAUUUUCUCAAGUACAAUAAGUUUAACCUUAUCUUUAGGAGUGGGAAAUAUUACAAAGUGUAGCAUUUUUAAAUCCAUGAGGAUGAUUGAAUGUAGUUUUGUCUAUCUAGGACAUAUAUUAUCAGUAAAUCUAUUAUUAUUGAAUGUUAUUUACAA